GUACACGGGGAGUUAUACUGGUCAUCGUCUUUCAGAGAUGCACACGAGGAGAUUCACUGCAAGCCUCGUAAUGAUGGAGAUGCAGUUCCUCGCGCAGUUGCUGCAAUGCAAAUAUGGUCGGAUGGCAUGUCGGCAGCAAAGUUUGGAAGCGCCAAGUUAUGGCCCAUCUAUUUACAGUUCGGAAAUCAAUCGAAAUACGUUAGGCAGUGCUCUGGAUCGGGAGCAACCCACACAGUUGCAUUUAUCCCAUCACUGCCUAGCAAUUUUAAAGAAUUUGUGGAGCAUCAUGCAAAGGGGAAAAAGACUUCGGCAGAACUUGAAUUGCAUUGCCGGCGUGAAAUUAUGCAGGCCGUUUGGCUUGUUUUGUUGGACAACGAAUUCAUCAAUGCCUGGAAAGCUGGUAUUCUUGUAUUGUGUGGUGAUGGUAUUCUGUGUCGGUUAUUUCCUCGUAUAUUGACCUAUUCUGCUGAUUAUCCUGAGAGGGUUCUUUUGGCGACAAUGAAAUUCUUGGGCAACUAUCUGUGUCCACAUUGCCUUAUUCCAAUCGAUAAGAUAUGUUCGUCAUUGGGCAAGGCAGUAGAUAUGCGCUACCGCACCAAAUUCCAACGGGUUGACGACUUCGACCGGCAAUAUAGAAUUGAGAAGGCGCGAGAGUUGAUUUACAGAGGGCGGAAGCGGUUGACACACCCGAAAGUGCGACACCAUUUAGAUAGUCGCUCCUUGGCUCCUGUUGAAAAUGCCUUUUCAAAACGCUUGGGAUGUUUGGGCUUUGAUUUUCAUAAGAUCCUAGUAGUGGAUACCUUACACGAAUGGGAAGUAGGUGUUUGGAAAGUGAUUUUCACUCACCUGGUAAGGAUUCUCAAUACAUUCAAGGACCGUGAUUGUGUCAAUGAAUUGAAUAAGCAGUGGGAUCAAGCUUUUAUUUGA
Fomitiporia mediterranea MF3/22 is the source of this 927-nucleotide messenger RNA. RefSeq lists its product as uncharacterized. The transcript is spliced from 4 exons. The annotation marks the transcript as partial. The record is from RefSeq and is a predicted model, not a curated record. NCBI's taxonomy places the organism in Eukaryota, Fungi, Basidiomycota, Agaricomycetes, Hymenochaetales, Hymenochaetaceae.